Messenger RNA from Olea europaea var. sylvestris, 2928 nucleotides. RefSeq names its product G-type lectin S-receptor-like serine/threonine-protein kinase At4g27290. Gene Ontology annotation, molecular function: ATP binding; protein serine/threonine kinase activity. Gene Ontology annotation, biological process: recognition of pollen; protein phosphorylation. The record is from RefSeq and is a predicted model, not a curated record. The coding region runs from base 1 to 2631 and encodes 876 amino acids. The transcript has 10 exons. NCBI's taxonomy places the organism in Eukaryota, Viridiplantae, Streptophyta, Magnoliopsida, Lamiales, Oleaceae.
AUGAUUGGGCGCCAUGGUGCCCAAAGUGUGAAAAAUGGUCCAGUGAUGCAGGCGCCAUGGCUCCCACUCUGGGCGCCAUGGCGCCCGAUUCAUUCUAUAUAUAGCUGGUGUUUUUCCUCUUCAUGGAACACCCGAUUUUUGGAGAGAAAAGUGAGAGAGCUUGGAUUGAAUUUAACAAAGGUGGGGUCCACGAUUAUUUUAAUCGUGGACCACACCCACUUGAAUGUGUGUAUGCUGUGUAAAAAAAGUCCUCGUGCUACAUCCUUCUGCUGCUUGCCAGUGAAGAUUUUGUCUUCCUUACUCUUUUACAUUCUUCUCUUGUCUUUACUCUCGGGAUUCCGCAGAGCUGCUGAUACAUUGAGCUCAAAUGGCACCAUCACCUACGGUGAGACUUUGGAAUCCUCAGGCCAAAGCUUUGAAUUAGGUUUCUUUUCCCCCAAUAAUUCUGGCAAAUGGUACAUAGGAAUAUGGUACAAGAAAUUCCCAGAAAUCAUUGUGUGGAUUGCAAACAGGGAAACCCCAUUAAGGAAUUCAUCUGGUGUUUUAACAAUUACCCCUAACGGAGAUCUUGCUAUUAUGAAUGCAAUGACGGGCGACGUUUUCUGGUCAUCCAAUUCUUCUAAAAAUGAACCAGCAACAGCGGCACAGCUAUUGGAAUCUGGUAACCUUGUACUCAGAAGAAAAGAUGAUACCACACAGAACUAUGUAUGGCAAAGCUUUGAUUUCCCAUCCGAUACGCUUUUACCAGGAAUGAAACUAGGGUGGAAUUUGAGCACCGGCACAAACAGGGGAUCAGAAACAAUUUACAGGUCAGGACCAUGGAAUGGAAUUGAAUUUAGCGGUUCCAUUAACUGGAAGCCGGUUUUUGAACGCAUUUUUGUUUACAAUAAUGAAGAACUGUACUAUAUGAAUGUGGUUGUCGACAAUUCAAUUAUUACCAGGCUUACAGCGUAUCAAUCAGGUUUUGUCCGACGUUUCAUACUGAAACAGGGGGGAUUGUCAUGGACUGCUAUGGAUUCAUCACUGAAUGAUCAGUGCGAUGACUAUGGAUUAUGUGGUGCUAAUAGCAUUUGCAAAACCAAGAGUAGACCAAUUUGUGAGUGCUUACACGGAUUUGUUCCUAAAUCGCAGAGUGAAUGGGAUGCACGGUACUGGUCCAGUGGAUGUGUGAGGAGGACUCCAUUGAGUUGCCUGCAGGAUCACAUUAAAUUUUUAAAGCUUGGAGGUGUGAAAUUGCCAGAUCUCCUUCAGUUUUCACUAAACAAGAGCAUGAGUCUAAAAGAAUGUCAGGCAGAAUGCUUGAAGAACUGCUCUUGCAUGGCUUACGCAAAUUCAGAUAUUCGUGAAGGUGGUAGUGGUUGUUUCAUGUGGUUCGGGGAUCUGAUCGAUAUUCAAGAGUUUUCUGAAAGAAAAGAACGAUACAUCUACAUGCGAAUAGCAGCAGCCGAACUUAGUAAGUAUAUUCAAGUUUAUCUUAGGACAGAAUUUGAAUUCUUUUUCUAUGUAGGACAGAUGAUCAAUCAGAAUAUUGUUCUUGCAAUGCUUAUCCUCGGCUUCUUGAUCUUUCGUCUCCUCAAGAAGAGAGAAUCGAAAAGAGCAUUUGAUAUCGAUGUGAAAGAUAUAGAGCAGCCAAUGUUUGAUCUGAGUACAGUUACUAAUGCAACUGAGAACUUCUCAUUAACAAAUAUGCUUGGAGAAGGAGGAUUUGGAAUUGUGUACAAGGGAAAAUUACCAACAGGGCAAGAAAUUGCAGUGAAGAGACUCUCAACGAAUUCUGGACAAGGUCUUCAAGAGUUUAGGAGUGAAGUAAUUCUGAUUUCCAAACUUCAACACCGGAAUCUUGUCUGGCUUUUGGGAUGUUGCCUUGAAGGAGAUGAAAGGAUGCUAAUUUACGAAUAUAUGCCCAACAAAAGCUUGGACCAUUUCAUAUUUGAUCAGCAUAGAAAAACAUUGAUUACAUGGAAAAAGCGCUUUGAGAUUGUUAUGGGCAUAGCGAGAGGACUUCUUUACCUUCAUCAGGACUCUCGAUUGAGAAUUAUUCACAGAGAUCUUAAGAGUAGCAACAUUUUACUAGAUAGUGACUUGAAUCCCAAGAUUUCUGAUUUCGGCCUCGCAAGAACUUUUGGUGGAGAUCAAACUGAAAGCAAAACAAAGCGAGUAAUUGGUACUCAUGGCUAUAUGUCGCCAGAAUGCAUUGUUGACGGGAAAUUCUCGGUGAAAUCUGAUGUCUUCAGUUUUGGAGUGCUUUUACUAGAGAUAGUGAGUGGUAGGAAGAAUUGGAAAUUUCACCAUUCCGACCAUCAUCAUAAUCUUGUAGGCUACGCAUGGUUAUUGUGGAAAGAAGGCAGGGCAUUGGAAGUAGCAAAUGGCAUUGCUGAGCUAUUGUUGGUUGAAUCUGAAGUGCUUAGAUGUAUCCAAGUAGGCUUACUGUGUGUUCAAAAACUACCACAAGACAGGCCAACAAUGGCAUCAGUAGUUGUCAUGUUGAGCAACGAGAGUGUGACGUUACCACAACCUAAAGAGCCUGGUUUAUUUGUGGAAAGAAGUUGUGAUGAAACAGACACAUUACCACGCGAGGAAACAUACCUCACUCAAAAUGACAUGACAAUAUCCGUGCCGGAACCAAGAUAAACGAUUUAUGUACACGUUGCCUUGUAAAUCAGGUGUUGCCAAUGAUCUCAUCUUCUUGUUCACCAUUAAAACUACUUGAAAAUCCAGGCAUGCAACAUUUGAAAAUUUUCCAUGUCAGCGCUAUUAAAUUGUGUUUUCAGCACUAGAUAAUGAUUACACCCGUGGUUUAAACAAUAUAUCGAAUUUCUUGUUUCUAACCAUGGUUGAGAAUUGAUAUAUUUUCUCGACCUCAGUCUAAAAAGGCCCUACCUUGUUUUCUGCAUUUUUAUGUCAAUUGAUACUUAGUUGAGUAACUUA